Molecule: messenger RNA, 596 nt
Organism: Wyeomyia smithii (pitcher-plant mosquito)
Lineage: Eukaryota; Metazoa; Arthropoda; Insecta; Diptera; Culicidae
Product: coiled-coil domain-containing protein 115
Exons: 1
Coding region: 101-580 (159 amino acids)
Biological process (GO): vacuolar proton-transporting V-type ATPase complex assembly
Cellular component (GO): extrinsic component of endoplasmic reticulum membrane
Source: RefSeq, a predicted model, not a curated record
CUGGUUUCCAAUGGUACGUUAGUAUUGGUUUUGUUUGUUGUUUGAAUCACAUGAGACGGUAGAGAUAAAAUUUCUUUAAAUACUGUGAAACCUUCCAAAAAUGUCCAAAAUGCCACAAACCCGCGAUGAAAUCUGUUCAUUAAUGGAUGACCUACUUAUCCAGUCGCUGGAACUCAUGGAGCAAGAGGUAAAAUUGAAAACCACCAUCGAAGCCAUCACGAAUGAAGGUCGGCUAGAUCUGGCCCAAACACGCUACCACAAGGGACCCAACACGGUGUCAUCGGUGCAGCUUCCAACCGAGGAUUACAAGGAGUUUAGGGCGCUCAAUUCGUUGGUUGAGGAACGGGACGAAGAGGGAAACAUAAAGCUGCAGCUAGAACAGCAUCCAGUGGACAAGGACAGUGGAUACAUUGAUCCGAUCAGGUGGUUUGGUGUUUUGAUUCCUCCAACGUUGCAGAAUGCGCGUAACAAAUAUACCCGCGCGCUGGAGUAUGUGGUGGAAUGUGCAAAUGUACAAAUUCAGCUUAGGAAAGCACUGCUUAAGUUUGAAGAGCUUGAUGCUAUGAAGAAUAAUAUGUGAAAUCUCUAAUGCCGAA